Sphenostylis stenocarpa is the source of this 4293-nucleotide messenger RNA. The record is from the annotation of a GenBank genome assembly. NCBI's taxonomy places the organism in Eukaryota, Viridiplantae, Streptophyta, Magnoliopsida, Fabales, Fabaceae.
AUGUCGUCCUCCAGAGGAGGAGCGGGGCCGUCCUCGGAGGCGCCGGCGCCGAGGCGGAUCAUGCGGACGCAGACUGCCGGGAACUUGGGAGAGUCGGUGAUUGACAGUGAGGUUGUGCCUUCCUCUCUCGUCGAAAUUGCGCCCAUUCUUCGUGUUGCUAACGAAGUUGAAAAGACUCAUCCCAGGGUUGCUUAUCUCUGCCGCUUUUACGCGUUUGAGAAAGCUCACAGGUUGGAUCCCAACUCAAGCGGUCGCGGUGUUCGCCAAUUCAAAACCGCACUUCUUCAACGCCUUGAAAGAGUAACUAACCAUUCUCCUACUUCUUUCUGCCUCUGCUGCACACACUCUUUCCCACUUGGUCUCCUCCAAUAUAUCUUCCGCCCUGCUUUACCGUUAAAUAUUCUGGGAAUCCUGAAGAAUUGUAUGUCAUACACAUGCAAUGUAGUUGUGUGUGUGGUUCAUUUGCUGUUAUCAUUAAUAAACAUGAAUGGAAAGUUCAGCAUUGACUCUGCCCUGCUUAGGCUGCGGUGUUUUACUCUUGCACAGUACGGGGAAAAUGAUCCAACCCUGAAAGGAAGGGUUAAGAAAAGCGAUGCUCGUGAGAUGCAGAGUUUUUAUCAGCAUUACUACAAAAAAUAUAUCCAAGCUUUACAAAAUGCUGCUGAUAAAGCUGACCGUGCGCAGCUCACCAAGGCUUACAACACGGCUAAUGUUCUUUUUGAGGUUUUGAAAGCUGUUAACAUGACACAAUCUAUGGAAGUUGAUCGCGAGAUUUUGGAGACCCAAGAUAAAGUUGCCGAGAAAACAGAGAUCUUAGUUCCGUACAAUAUUCUUCCUCUUGAUCCUGAUAGUGCUAACCAGGCUAUAAUGAGAUUUCCUGAGAUCCAAGCUGCUGUAUAUGCUCUUCGUAACACUAGGGGUCUUCCUUGGCCUAAGGACUACAAGAAAAAAAAGGAUGAAGACAUUUUGGAUUGGCUUGGGUCAAUGUUUGGAUUUCAGAAACACAAUGUUGCAAAUCAGAGAGAGCAUUUGAUCUUACUGCUUGCUAAUGUUCACAUAAGACAAUUUCCAAAGCCUGAUCAGCAACCGAAGUUGGAUGAACGUGCUCUGACAGAAGUGAUGAAGAAACUUUUCAAGAAUUACAAAAAAUGGUGCAAGUAUUUGGGUCGGAAAAGUAGCCUCUGGUUACCUACCAUACAGCAAGAAGUACAGCAGCGCAAACUACUAUAUAUGGGUCUGUAUCUUCUAAUAUGGGGCGAAGCUGCCAACCUACGCUUCAUGCCAGAAUGCCUUUGUUAUAUAUAUCACCAUAUGGCUUUUGAAUUGUAUGGUAUGCUUGCUGGUAAUGUCAGUCCGAUGACGGGAGAGAAUGUAAAGCCAGCUUAUGGAGGUGAAGAAGAGGCUUUUUUAAGGAAAGUGGUCACUCCUAUCUACAACGUGAUUGCUAAGGAAGCUGCUCGUAGCAAAAAGGGAAGGUCAAAGCAUUCACAGUGGAGGAACUAUGAUGAUUUAAAUGAAUAUUUCUGGUCUGCUGAUUGUUUUCGGUUAGGUUGGCCAAUGCGUGCUGAUGCCGAUUUCUUUUGUCUGCCUUAUGAAAAGUUGGUAUUUGAUAAAUCUAAUGAUGACAAGCCACCCAGCAGAGACAGAUGGGUUGGGAAAGUGAAUUUUGUUGAGAUAAGAUCAUUUUGGCAUAUUUUCAGAAGCUUUGACCGAAUGUGGAGUUUUUUCAUUCUGUGUUUACAGGCUAUGAUUAUUGUUGCUUGGAAUAAAUCUGGGGAUCCAACUGUGAUCUUUAAUGGUGACGUGUUCAAGAAGGUGUUGAGUGUGUUUAUAACAGCAGCUAUAUUGAAGUUUGGGCAAGCUGUUCUUGACGUGAUCCUAAGCUGGAAAGCACAACGGAGUAUGUCGCUGUAUGUUAAGCUAAGAUACAUUCUAAAAGUUGUUUCAGCUGCAGCAUGGGUGGUUGUUCUGUCUGUUACUUAUGCGUAUACUUGGGAUAAUCCUCCUGGGUUUGCUCAAACCAUUAAAAGUUGGUUUGGAAGUAAUGGUUCAAGUGCCCCUUCAUUGUUUAUUUUGGCUGUUGUUGUUUAUCUGUCACCAAAUAUGCUUGCUGCGAUAUUCUUUCUGAUCCCAUUUAUUCGUCGUCAUCUCGAAAGGUCAAACUAUAGGGUUGUAAUGCUAAUGUUAUGGUGGUCACAGCCUCGUCUGUAUGUUGGUACAAUAUUCCUAGCAUCUGAUAUUAAUUUGUCAACGUUUUUAAUGUCAGAUGUCGCUGACAGUCAUUUUGAUAUUUACUUGUUCUUACUCUCUAUUGCAUCAAUGAAGCAUUACAGGGCAAUAACUUUACCUUCUAGGAACAAUAUUGGUGUUGUAAUUGCACUUUGGUCUCCAAUUAUCCUGGUAUACUUCAUGGAUACCCAAAUUUGGUAUGCCAUAUUCUCAACAUUAUUUGGUGGUAUUUAUGGUGCCUUUCGUCGGCUUGGGGAGAUACGGACACUAGGAAUGCUAAGGUCUCGUUUUCAAUCCUUGCCUGGUGCCUUCAAUGCCAGUUUGAUUCCGGAAGAAACAAGCGAGCCAAAGAAAAAAGGAUUAAAAGCCACUUUGUCACGCAGAUUUCCUGACAUCUCAUCUAACAAAGGGAAGGAGGCUGCAAGGUUUGCACAAUUGUGGAACCAAAUAAUUACUAGUUUCAGGGACGAAGAUCUUAUUAGUGAUAGGGAAAUGGACCUUUUGCUUGUACCUUAUUGGGCUGAUACUCAGUUGGACCUUAUACAGUGGCCCCCCUUUCUACUUGCUAGCAAGAUACCAAUUGCACUAGAUAUGGCUAAGGAUAGCAAUGGAAAGGACCGAGAGCUAAAGAAAAGAAUUGGAGCUGACAACUACAUGUCUUGUGCUGUCCGUGAGUGCUAUGCUUCAUUUAAGAGCAUUAUUAAGCAUUUGGUUCAAGGGGAACGAGAGACACGGGUUAUAGAGUACAUGUUCGAUGAAGUGGAUAAACAUAUAGAAUCAGAUAAACUGAUUAUUGAAUUCAGAAUGAGUGCACUUCCUAGCCUCUAUGCAAAGUUUGUUCAGCUUAUAGAAUAUUUGCUGGCAAAUGAUCCAAAAGAUAGGGACCAAGUUGUGAUUCUAUUCCAGGACAUGCUGGAGGUUGUGACGAGAGAUAUAAUGAUGGAGGAUCAGGAUCAAAUAUUCAGUUUGGUAGAUUCAACCCAUGGUGGUACUGGACAUGAGGGGAUGCUUCAGCUUGAGCCUGAGCCACAUCACCAAUUGUUUGCAUCUGAAGGAGCUAUCAAGUUUCCAAUUGAACCAGUUACAGCAGCUUGGACAGAGAAGAUUAAACGACUUUACUUGCUGCUUACGACAAAAGAAUCAGCCAUGGAUGUACCAUCUAACUUGGAAGCAAGAAGGCGGAUUUCUUUCUUCUCAAAUUCAUUGUUUAUGGAUAUGCCUAUGGCACCAAAAGUUCGCAACAUGCUUUCAUUCUCGGUUUUGACACCAUACUAUACAGAAGAAGUUCUGUUCUCCAUACAUGAUUUGGAUUCUCCGAAUGAGGAUGGUGUUUCCAUACUCUUCUACUUGCAAAAGAUUUUUCCUGAUGAGUGGAACAAUUUUCUUGAGCGUGUGAAGUCUACUGAGGAGGAUAUUAAAGGGAGUGAAUCUGAUGAGUUAGUGGAAGAUCUUCGGCUUUGGGCAUCGUAUAGAGGGCAAACAUUGACCAGAACUGUAAGAGGUAUGAUGUAUUAUAGAAAAGCUCUGGAACUGCAGGCUUUUCUUGAUAUGGCUAAAGAUGAAGACUUGAUGGAAGGUUAUAAAGCCAUAGAAAACACAGAUGACAAUUCUAGGGGGGAAAGGUCAUUGUGGACACAAUGCCAAGCAGUAGCUGAUAUGAAAUUCACAUAUGUGGUAUCGUGCCAACAAUAUGGCAUUGACAAGCGGUCUGGUUCUGCACGUGCACAGGACAUAUUAAGGCUUAUGACAAGAUAUCCUUCUCUUCGAGUUGCCUAUAUUGAUGAGGUAGAGGAACCUGUCAAAGACAGUAAGAAAAAGAUCAACAAGGUUUACUACUCGUGCUUGGUGAAGGCUAUGCCAAAAUCAAAUAGUCCUUCUGAGCCUGAGCAGAAUCUGGACCAGAGUUAUCCAAGAUCCAUUGUUGACUUGCUUACAUUUGCCACUUGCCUGGCUGGAAGUCCUGGGUGUGAAGGGGAGUGCUGGAUUGUUGCCUUAAUUGCGGUUACCCCUAGUCUGCCUAAGUUGUGGCUUCUUUGGAGGGCUGAUUUUGAUCUAAGCUCAUAA